This is a messenger RNA of Funneliformis geosporum, 936 nucleotides long. The record is from the annotation of a GenBank genome assembly. NCBI's taxonomy places the organism in Eukaryota, Fungi, Glomeromycota, Glomeromycetes, Glomerales, Glomeraceae.
AUGUCCAAGUUUAAAUACCAAAUAAAUAUUCCUAAUUCUCUUGAAAUAAACGAGAAUUUUUUCAGUCCUGUUUUUAGCACAAGAGAUAAUAUGUUUUGGCAAUUAGCGUUUCUUCCUGAAGACUUUUCAUUCUUUCUUUCGCCGGUUAUAGGCCCGGACGAAAUUGUAUGGGGAGAACGUUCAAAAUUAGAGUUCACGUUAUAUGUAAAUGAAAUUAAGGAAAAUGAGCUAAAGGAAGCAUAUUCUGAAACAUUUACUGUGCCUCCUGAUGCUCAUAUUCAAGAUGGUUUUGGAAUCUCAAACCUCGAUAGAACAAAAUUUUUAAAUGGAGAAUUAGAAAUUGGAGUUAUAUUCAAUGAUUUUGAAGGAAAUAAUAAGAGAAAAGUUCAUAAAUACACUACACCGCCAGACCUUAUAGAAGCAUGGAAGGACCAAUUAUCUGAUUAUCAAUCAGCUGACGUAGAAUUUAAUGUAAGAGGGGCAAAAUUUUACGUCUGUAGUUCAAUCCUUUCUAAAAGGUCUGAAUAUUUUGCAAAAAUUUUUUCAGGCAAAUGGUCAGAAACUGAAAUUGCUAAUAAAAUUGAGUACGUAAAUGAAAUUCAUUUAGAAGAUAGUCCUGAGCAUAAAGUUAAAUAUAGAAUCCAAUUUUCCGAGGAUCCAGAUAUAUUUUCAAUAAUAAUGGAAUAUCUUUAUACGAAUGAGGUUAAAUGGGUGAAUCAAGAUAAUGAUUCAAUAACCAUAAAAUUGUUUCGUCUGGCAGAUAAAUAUCUUUUAUUAGAUCUUCGAGAUAGAGCAAAAUUUAGGAUUUAUGAUGAAUUAGAGAUUUCAAACGUUUCUGAAAUUUUGUUCGGUCUAGUUCCUAUUUACGAAGAUUUAAAGGGACCCGUCUUAAAAUUUAUGGCAAGACAUUUUAAAGAAGUCAGAAAAAAUUUUUGA